AUGGCAGAGCUCUUCUCUGUGUUCUUGUCUGUGGACUCGGACGGAGGGCCAGACGUCACGCUCAGAAGGAUGGAUUCCAUAGAGCGGGUUUGUUUCCGGCGCCCGCGCACCUCGAAACCGAAAGCAGAACUGGCUGGGCCGCAGCACCGCCCCGAGAGAACCGCCCGCCGAGCGCCGCCGCCGCCGCCGCCGCCCCAGCCGAGAGCGCGUCUCCUCGGCUGCAGUUGUCCUUGCCGCCGCGGCGGGCCGGGGGCAACAGUGAGCGGCGGCGGUGGGAAAUCGAGGCGACGGCUAGAAGGCCGCCGCGGCCCGGGCAGGGAGAGCGGAGACAGCGGCGGCGAAGCCUCCUCCGCGUUCCUGUGGGCGGGUGUGCGGAGUGCUUCUUGUCUUGGCUUUCUGUGUGGCAAGCAGUCGGACGCAGGCCAGACCCCCGCUUGUGUGUCUGGUACCAGUAUGUGUUUUAAAAUGUUCCCCGGGAUUUAUUUUAAUCAGGCUGGACCUUCCCAGAUUCAGAGACUUGGGAUUCAGAAGCCCAAAGAAGCAAACAGAAUAUCAACAUUUCAAAUAUUAUGGAGUCCAGUGCAGCUUUUUAGUUCAAGGAGAGAGAAGAAUUUUUUAUUGUUGUUUUCUUCUUUUUAAACACCUUUAAUCUGAGGCUCACCAAAGCUUAGAAAUGCCACAAAAGUCACUUAAGACAUGUUCAUGCACUUGAUAAAGGUAUCUUUACCAGACCAAAAAAAAAAAAAGAGAGAGAGAGAGAAGAGAUAACAAACAAUAGUCUCCUGAAGUAUAGGAGUUGUCUGGUUGAGGCUGUGUUUGCUGGAUUUCGUAGAAAGUUGGAUGCAAAGAUCACAUUCUUGACAUUGUGGUCCUGUUGGAGGGGUGGGUGAGCACAGAGGAAGUGGAAGGAUCCUGAACAAAGGAAGAUUUAAAUUGACAAGCAGGGAGAAAAAUCCCUGCAGAGGCGUCUGUAAAUGCAAGAGAAGUGGUGGGAGUCCUCCCCGGAAUACUUAGAGACGCACUGCACAAAAAACAGAGGCGCUUCUAUGGGGAAGAAUCUUAACCCAGCAGCCACUCAGCCAAGCCCGCCUGCUGGGACUCGCACCCGCUGCUGCGUGGCUCUCUGCGCUCCUGGGGUAAGGGCCGCCCGCGGCUGCCUCUCUGGGAAAAUGGCCCUGCCCCACCCCAAGUCCUCAGGGUGCCUGGGGAUGCAUACCCCAGAAGCUGGGCACCCACAGGGCCCUUGAAAAGAACCCUGCCAGUUUGUUCAUACAAAUACACUUUCUCCACCAAAUCGCCAUGCAAAAGUAACGUUCCCAUCCCUGGUAUCAUCGAAUAAAUCUAGAUAUUUUCUCCUGGUUUUA
Microcebus murinus (gray mouse lemur) is the source of this 1364-nucleotide messenger RNA. The record is from RefSeq and is a predicted model, not a curated record. Lineage: Eukaryota; Metazoa; Chordata; Mammalia; Primates; Cheirogaleidae.